This is a messenger RNA of Poecilia latipinna (sailfin molly), 1429 nucleotides long. RefSeq lists its product as uncharacterized. Gene Ontology annotation, biological process: response to bacterium. The transcript is spliced from 5 exons. The record is from RefSeq and is a predicted model, not a curated record. Lineage: Eukaryota; Metazoa; Chordata; Actinopteri; Cyprinodontiformes; Poeciliidae. Bases 53 to 1180 code for a protein of 375 amino acids.
UUAGCAUGGAUACUAACUACUGACACAGAACAUGUGAGUGUUCUGACAUUUUAUGGUGGGCCAAUCAUACACAGUCUUGUCUAUUGAAAGUGGAGCAACCAAAGAGAUCUUAUCAGUGAAGCAAAACCCCUUAAAGAAAAUGGAUCUUCCACUGUGUGCUGGCUGUGCGAUAUGUCUGCUUUUGGGAAACCUGAUGUUUGUGACAGGUCUGGCACCGUCGUCAUCAGGUUUAGGUUUUGAAGCCGUUAAUGUUGGCCAGGACGUGACUCUGAAAUGCUCCUAUAAGGAAAAAUCUGCAAUAGGCGCUUACUGGUACAAAGAAAGUCUGGGAUGGAAACCACAGCUGAUGUCGGAAUUCUUGGAACAUGCUACGAACGGCUCUAUGAAAAGUCCGUUUAAAAACGAUCCACGGUUUGAACUGGAUACGGGCGUCGGCAAAAACAACUUGAAGAUCUCAAAUGUCCAAACGUCAGACUCGGCCAUUUACUACUGUGUUACCAGCCACUCAUUCCAGUUCCACUUCUUGGAGGGCAUCACUGUCCAGGUGAAGGACUUAGCAUUAAACUUCCAAACGUCGAUCUACCAGUCAGAACUGGAAACCAUUCAUCCGGGAGAUUCUGCUACGCUGAACUGUACUGUGCACACUGGGAUCCGCGAUGGAGAACACAGAGUUUACUGGCUAAAAAACUCUGAUGAAUCUAAUCCAAGAAUCAUUUAUGCACAAGGAAACGGGAAAACCCAGUGUGAGAUGAAACCAAACAGACCAACUCACACCUGUGUGUACAACCUGCCACUGGAGAACCUGAACGCGUCUCACGCUGGGACCUACUACUGCGCGGUGGCCUUGUGUGGACACAUCCUGUUUGGAAACGGGACCAAGCUGCACUACAAGGAAAACCUGGAUUCUCCUGUCCUGCUGUACGUGUUGACAGGAACCUUGGCCUUCGUCAUCGUCCUGAUGGGUCUGUUGGCGUUCACAUCCCACAAACUGUACAAGAUGCAGAAAUGCAAUCGUGAAGAUCCUCCACAGACUCCUUCAGCUGCUUCAGCUCCAAAAGCCCAAGAUUCUGUGGAUGCAGGUAACCUCCACUACGCCACCGUCAGAGAGAAGAACGUUAUCAGAUCAAGAAUGCCGAGCGAAGCCAGCGAUGUGUGCACGUACUCUACUCUACAGCGGUAGAGCCGGACGUGGUGAACAUGCAGUUUUCAUUCAUUUGAAACAAAAUGAAUGAAUAAAUCCGAUAUCCUCUACAGUAUCCAACAAAUGCUCUCCAUGUUUCUGAUAAAUGUGUGUAAAAUAAAGAAUAAAACCAACUGGUCUCAGUGUUAGAAGGCUCCAGGAAGAGACCGUGCAACAACCUGGGCAACCGUGAAGACUGCAGAGGUAGCUCAUAGAACAUUUAACAGUAAAAACCAAACCACUGACAUU